AUGGAGGAGAUCACGCAGGGCACCACUCCAUUCAAAAGCUCGUGGACGGAGUUCCGCACCCAGUUCAAGGCCCGUUUCGAGACAGUCAACGAGGCGGUCGACGCGAAGGAACGCCUCCGCACGUUGUGGCAAGGCUCCAUAACUGUCCCGGAGUACGCCGCACAGUUCAACGAGCUCUCCACCCACACGGGCUACUCCAAGGCCGACCUCCGAGACCGCUUCUACGAACACCUGGCAGACUCCAUCAAGGAUGAGUUGGUGCACACGGCGAGGCCCAUCGCUUCUCUAGAGGACCUCAUCACCGUCUCCUCCGACAUCGAUGUCCGUGUCUGCCAGCGUCGUGCCAAACGGGAUCGUCAGCGUGGACGUACCGCCACCACCACAGUGACCAAGCCGGCAGUUCCACUGCACACCACCCCCUUCACGCCGCCUACUAGAGACCCGAACGCAAUGGACAUCGACGCCACCCGCACGCGCGAAGAGUUCAACCGCCUCAUGCGUGGCAAGUGCUACGGUUGCGGCUCUACGGCGCACGUCAAGAAGGACGGCGGCCACGAUCGGGACAUCUGUGGCUACUGUCGCCGCGUGGGGCACCGCAAGACGGUAUGCAUGGACAAGUUCCUGAAGAAGCCCCGCUCGCAGAAGCUUGCUGCAACAGAGGAGGGACCCGAGGAGCCUCAGGUCGCAGCGUCGACGUCGACGUCCGCAGAUGCUGGAGCGACCAACGCUCUCAUCGCGCAGCUCAUGGAGCAGCAGAAGGCCCUCGCUGAUCAGCUCGCCUCUCUGCAGAAGUCUUUUUAG
Molecule: messenger RNA, 801 nt
Organism: Dichomitus squalens LYAD-421 SS1
Lineage: Eukaryota; Fungi; Basidiomycota; Agaricomycetes; Polyporales; Polyporaceae
Exons: 1
Coding region: 1-801 (266 amino acids)
Source: RefSeq, a predicted model, not a curated record